AUGGCACGUAUCGAACUCGACACUGAGGAAAUAAAGGCAUUGAUCGACAUCCUACAAAAGCUGGUGCCACUCAUAUCCAAACAAAUAGCAUGUGGCAGAGACCAGGUAACAAACUUGGCUGUGUUGAAUGCCAGAGACGCCAUGAGCUUUGAGCUGGACCAGGUGUUUCUCCAUCUACGCAGAGGUCAGGAAAUGUGCCUAGAGGAUUACACGCAAUUUCUGAGAGACUUCCGGAAGCUCAAAAUAUUACUUGAGGGGCUUAUCGACGAGCAGGUGUUGGGUUCAGAUUAUUCGUGUGGGCAACCGUCAUCCAUUGAACAAACGCGGGAGGCUUCAGACACGGAUGAGUUCCCGAGACUCAACGCGUUGAUGAGACGUGCCACCGAUGAAUCGGAUGGCUCGGAUCUAUCCCACUUCAUCAAGCUCCCAGACACCAACAAAGGCUCACGUGAAGCAGAGUGCACAGUCACCCAGUUCAACACAAAUAACUCGAAGAGAUGCGCACAAAAAGGCGCGGAUUGCCAGGAGAGUGGGAUUGAUUAUACCGCCACCGGACAAGAUGGGUGUUAUCAGCCAAAAUCUAGCUUGGCGACUAACGGAAAGUCCAUGGCAACAUCCCACGAACCCUUACGGACGCUGGUCACAACUCUAUCGCAGACUAUCGGGGCCAAAGGCUGCAAGCAUCAGCAUGUUGCGAAGAUCCAGGUUCGGGAGCCCACAUGGAGUGCUGAAGUCUCGGAAGGUCUUGAUCAUAACUUGUUUCUCUCGUGCUCCUCGGUCGAAGGCAAGUGGCAGCAGACUACUUGCAGGGUUGUUGCAAAACUACCACCUGAAGAGCCUCCAUUGAAGAUGAUGAAGCAUACUUGCAAAACAAUCCAAGACCGCCUCGAUGGUGAAGAGACCCUCGUUGUUUUCCUGCACAGAGAUGGCAUCGUAUGGAAUCCCGAUUCCUCGACAAUCAUCCAGUGUCCCCCCAUCUGGCCGACUCUUUCGUUGGCUGAGAUACUCCAAUUAGGCCCCGAUCCUCUCAGGCCAUACGACAAGGUGAUUCUAGCAUUAAACCUAGGCCGAAUGCUACUCCGAACAUACGACACAGGGAUGGACGGCUGCGCUUGGUCAGCCGAGGAUCUAUUCUUUCUCUUCGAGUCUUGCCAGCAAACUGCUCACGAGAUAUACAACCCAUACCUGAGCUACUCGCUCACGGGUCAUGGCAAAACUAUCGGAACUACGUCACCCAGGAAAUUCCCCAUCUUGGUUGCUUUCGCCAAAUUACUCUUGGAGAUUGCGUGUGGCAAAAUUUUGGGGCCGUUCGUGCGUCGCCCAGACCGACCAGAGAUCUCGUUACUCGCUGAGCUAAAGAAAGGCAGCGUGGCUGAGGAGGUUGUAGCAGAAUAUGUGCGUGCGAUCGAAAAAUGUCUCCGAGCGAACAGAGAAGACGGCGAUGAUGCGAAAAGUGAAGAAGACCAGUGCCGAGCAGUCAUCAGAGACGCCGUUGCAGACCUUGAAGAGGCUUGGAGUACCGCCUAUGCAACCAAGGGUGACCCCAACCAACCAAAGGAGCUCAAGGUUCCUCGAGGAGUGCUCAAGAGGAAGGCAUCCAAUACCCAAAACAGUCCUGCGAAAAGGAACGGCUCAGUCAAAGUGGUGCGAGAACAGCUCUCUUUACCGACGGGAUACCAAACUACUUCCUCGCCUAAUGGCUUAUUUGAUGUCACAAGACUAAAAAUACUCGGAGACUGUGUAGAUUCACGUUGUGGCUGGGCAAAGACUUUCCUCGAACGGGCUGAGAGCUUCUACAACAAGCAUAUUCACCACCUACCUAUCAAAAAUCGCAUCCGCGUUGCUAUCCUCGACACGGGUAUUGAUGACACAAAGGUGUUUUUCAGAGCGGCAAAAAAAAACAGGACAAAAAGAGAUAGUCCGGUUAUGGACCAGAAAUCCUUUCUAGCUGGCAUUUCUGUUACCGACACCGACGGACACGGGACGAACGUGGCCGCUAUUGUAUUGAAGAUGGCACCCGAGGCCGACUUGUACGUGGCCAAGAUCUCAAAAGGUCAUGAAGUCGAUGGAACGCAUCACAUAGCCGAUGCCAUUGAUUGGGCCAUAGCACAAGACGUUCAUAUCAUCAACAUGUCCUUUGGAUUGUCCAGCCCCAACUGGAACAUCAAAGCGGCUAUCAGACGCGCCGAGUCCCUGGGAAUAAUCUGCACUGCAGCAGCAUCGAACUACGGCAGCAACCAAGCGAGAUCUUUCCCAGCAAAGCUUGAUCAAGUGCUCUGCAUCCACGCGGGGGAUGGGAACGGUAACAAGAGUGGGCUCAAUCCCACUCCAUUGCCCUGGAGGGACAACCUCAGCACCCUAGGCGUGUGCAUUCCGUCCGUGUGGGAAGAUGAAGAUGAAGGUGAUCAUUAUAUUUCAGGCACCUCUUAUGCAGCUCCUGUGGCUGCAGGAAUCGCGGCCAAUGUUCUCAGGGACGCCCAUAGCUGCUCAGGGAUGAGACACAUCAUGCUGGCAAUGUGUGAGCCACAGCACCGGGACGGAUACUGGUUUGUGAUACCAUGGCGAAGGAUCUGGAGCGAAGACUCAACUGAGUCGGAUGUUGUCAGUAAGAUGAAGGAGGCGUUGAAGAAUGUGUAG
Messenger RNA from Fusarium keratoplasticum, 2637 nucleotides. RefSeq names its product Subtilisin-like protein. Gene Ontology annotation, molecular function: serine-type endopeptidase activity. Bases 1 to 2637 code for a protein of 878 amino acids. NCBI's taxonomy places the organism in Eukaryota, Fungi, Ascomycota, Sordariomycetes, Hypocreales, Nectriaceae. The transcript is spliced from 6 exons. Gene Ontology annotation, biological process: proteolysis. The record is from RefSeq and is a predicted model, not a curated record.